CUCCACGUAUCAAACCAAACCUGCCAUGAGAAGCAGUAGUUUAUGCUAACCACAUCUGUUUAAAACUACAUUACUAGCAGGCGUCUCACAGUGAAGAAUGCCAUUAAUUAGCUAGAUUAGCUCUGUGGUUAGGUAGCUAGCUACUCUGUCUCCCUCUCUCAUCCACCAUCAAUCCCUAAUCAACCUCUCCACGGGAGCAAGACCGACCAAGAAAAAGCUCCAGCUCCCGGCGGCCCGCAAUGGGGCACCAGCACCAGCUGUUCGACGACCCGUUUGCCAGCAGUAUCUCGUCGCUGGAUGCGGAAAUCUUCUCCGGCGCCGGCGGGCACCAGCAGUGGCCUGGCCUUGACCUCGACGGCAUCCCGGCCGCAGGUGCGGCCGGCACCUCCUCCGGCGGCUACGGCUCGCCCGGCGGAGAGGGAACCCACCGGAAGAUCAGCCACAACGCGUACGAGCGCGAUCGCCGAAAGCAGCUCAACGGGCUCUAUUCCUCCCUCCGCUCCCUCCUCCCCGACACCGAUCACACCAAGAAGCUGAGCAUUCCGAUCACGGUGACGAAAGCGCUCAAGUACAUCCCGGAGCUGCAGAAGCAGGUGGAGGGUCUAGAGAAGAAGAAAGAGGAGCUGACCCGGGCAAGCUGCAAGCCGGGCGUGCUGGCUAUGAAGGAGAACACAGCUCCGAUCGUCUCCGCCACCUGCAUCGACGACAGGGACAUCAUGGUCCAGGUCAGCCUGCUGAGCAACAUGGCCGGAGCUCUGCCGAUGUCAAGGUGCAUCAAAGUGCUGGAGAACGAAGGGCUUCGCCUAGUCAGUUCGUCGACCUCCGCGUUUCAGAACAGGACGUUCUAUAGCCUCCAUCUCCAGAGAACACAACGAACGAUGAGCAAGGUGUGUCCAUCAUUCUGUGAAGAACUGGAGAACGCCAUCAAGAAAAGAGCGGAAAUGCAUCAACAACAAUAGUAGAUUAUAGCAUAUAGUACUACUGAUUUAUACUAUUAUGUUUAACUAUGAUGAAUCAAAACGCAUGCUAUAGAUAUAAUACAAAAGAUAAAAUUGUACUGACGCUGGCAUGCUAUAAUGUAGCUUGUUCCAUGUAACUGUUGCUGUACAUACAUGCAUAGGUUCUACAUAUAAUCUGAAACAUGGAUAAUGUGCCUCCACAAGUACCACCGUACUUUUACAUAAACUAUGCAGAUACAAGCAUAUGCAAAUGUCACCAUAAGGUAAACUAUAAAUAUAAUCAUCAAUUGAUUUAGCGAGUGCACUGGCAUACAACCCAGACGGCACUAAGUUCUUUUUUUACUGCAGCGAGGAUUACUAGCACGCAUUACAUAGUAAUAGGUAGUAUGUUAUCAUUUAGUUUCACUGUGUGCUGUUCAUCCUAGUGUAGCGUGGAUGUGAACUGAGAACAUGGCAAAUUGAAUCAGCCAAUCUGUACAACAUGGUGUCUGUUCCUCGAAGAACGGGAGUUGAUUGUACUUUUGCUUGUAGAGUUGUAGUACCUUAUAUAUAUAUGUCGUACAAUUGUACUUCUGGA
Messenger RNA from Lolium perenne, 1536 nucleotides. RefSeq names its product protein IRON-RELATED TRANSCRIPTION FACTOR 2. Lineage: Eukaryota; Viridiplantae; Streptophyta; Magnoliopsida; Poales; Poaceae. Gene Ontology annotation, biological process: regulation of transcription by RNA polymerase II. Gene Ontology annotation, molecular function: DNA-binding transcription factor activity, RNA polymerase II-specific; protein dimerization activity; RNA polymerase II transcription regulatory region sequence-specific DNA binding. The record is from RefSeq and is a predicted model, not a curated record. Gene Ontology annotation, cellular component: RNA polymerase II transcription regulator complex.